Molecule: messenger RNA, 1232 nt
Organism: Gloeophyllum trabeum ATCC 11539
Lineage: Eukaryota; Fungi; Basidiomycota; Agaricomycetes; Gloeophyllales; Gloeophyllaceae
Product: Thioesterase/thiol ester dehydrase-isomerase
Exons: 9
Coding region: 1-1089 (362 amino acids)
Biological process (GO): acyl-CoA metabolic process
Cellular component (GO): mitochondrion
Molecular function (GO): fatty acyl-CoA hydrolase activity
Source: RefSeq, a predicted model, not a curated record
AUGCACGACUCGUACUGCGAGCAACUUCUCCCCUUUGCAUCCGACCCCGCGCUGCUCGAGCAGUACACCAACGCCUCCGGCGGCAUCCAGACCGGCAAGCUCAUGGAGCACCUCGACUCCCUCGCGGGGAGUAUCGCGUACAAACAUAUGCUGGGGCCGGGUGUGGAGACUGUGGGCAGUGUGCAGGAACAGGGGUUCUAUAUUGUCACUGCGAGCGUGGACCGGUUGGACAUGCUCGCACCGCUAUCCCCUGUGAGAGAUAUUCGCCUCAGCGGGCAGAUCAUCUACACCGGCAAAAGCUCGAUGGAGGUCGCUGUGCAGAUGGAGGCACUAGACAAGGACGGGCACGAGGAGACAGUGCUCCUAGGCCGAUUCUCGAUGGUGUGCAGGGACGCGUACACACACAAAGCGCACCCCGUGCAUCCGCUCGUGGUCAACACCCCCGAGGAGCGCGCGUUGUUUGCCAUGGGCGAAGCGCACAAGAACCGCCGCCAGUCGAUGGCGUCACGCUCUCUCGACCGUGUGCCACCGAGUUCCGCUGAAGCACAGGUCCUCCACCAGUUCUACCUCAAGUACGGCAAGGAUGACAAUGGGAAUCUGGGGGAGAGCGAGCGCGUGUGGAUGGGCGAUACGAGGCUGGAGAAGUGCAUGCUCAUGUUCCCGCAAGAGCGCAAUGUGCACCAGAAAGUAUUCGGAGGAUACCUCAUGCGCCUUGCAUACGAGCUGGCGUUCACAAACGCGCGCCUCUUCACGCGUGAACAUGUCCGCUUCCUCUCGCUCGACGGUAUCUCCUUCGCGCGUCCCGUCCCCAUCGGCUCCGUCCUCCGGCUCACCUCGCACAUCGUGCACUCCACUAGCUCACAGCAGUUCCCCACCUUAGUCCACGCGCUCGUCCAAGCGAACGUCGUGGACGUCAAAACUGGCUCCGAGCAGACCACAAACGACUUCCGCUUCACGUGGUGCCGCGAGGAGGGCGCGCCGCUCAAGCGGCAGGUCGUCCCCAAGACGUACCAAGAGGCUAUGUAUUGGCUCGACGCAAAACGUGCUUUGGAGAUGGGAGCAGAGAUCAGAGGGCUGCGCAGACUCUGAGUGAUUCUACGUCUGAUGUGCCAUUUCAUGAAUAGUAUUGAUCGGUAUAAUGUUUGCAUGUAUAGACGUAUCUUAUGUUCCUUGUUAGUGGCUUCAUUGACGUCACUCAUCUAAUAGAGAUGGUGAUAGCGGGGACAGCGGAC